AUGGCUGUGACAGCUCGUGUCCUUUUGGCGAUAGCCGUUCUGUGUGGACUGGCUGUGGUGGAAGGUUGGGGACGUACCCACCGUCUCCAAGUCCAAGCCGGCCGCAUCGUAGGGGGACGAAAUGCCACCAUCCAAGAGUUCCCUUACCAGGUGUCGCUGCAACGCAAGUACGCCAUCGGCGACGGCGGCAGCCACUUCUGCGGUGGUUCCAUCAUCGAUGCCCGUCACGUGCUCACUGCUGGUCACUGCCUCUACGCAUAUUACGACGUGCUGGACCAAGUGAUAGUGUCAGCUGGCAUGACCAACGUCAGGGACUUCGAUGACCCGAACCUUCAGACCCAGGCAGCGGAGGCGGCAUUCAUCCACGACGGCUUCGACAACGAUAAGCUCACAUACGACAUCGGAAUCCUUAGAGUGGCGGGGAGCUUCAACCUGGACGGGACUUACGUGGCAGCAGCCACCCUGCAGAACAGCACGCCUCCUGCGGGAACCAUCUGCACCAUCACCGGCUGGGGGUACGUUGAACAGGACGGAUAUUAUGUGCUGCCUGCGAUCCUACAAGCCGUAGAUCUGCCACUGAUUUUGUCAGACGAGUGCGCCGAGUUGUACGCCAAUUACGACGACCCUGACGCCGAAGUACGAGCGGACAACAUCUGUGCCGGACUGGAGGAAGGAGGAAAGGACUCCUGUAACGGAGACAGUGGAGGACCGAUGACGUGUGGUGGUGCGGUGACGGGGCUGGUGUCCUGGGGUGACGAGGUGUGCGGCAUCCCCCACUACCCUGGUGUCUACACCGACGUGGCCACCUACUCUGACUGGAUCGCCGACACGCUCGCUGCCAGUUACGCAGAGAUAUCUCUCAAGAAACUGCAACAGUAG
This is a messenger RNA of Schistocerca serialis cubense, 879 nucleotides long. RefSeq names its product trypsin-like. Gene Ontology annotation, biological process: proteolysis. The record is from RefSeq and is a predicted model, not a curated record. Gene Ontology annotation, molecular function: serine-type endopeptidase activity. The transcript is spliced from 7 exons. NCBI's taxonomy places the organism in Eukaryota, Metazoa, Arthropoda, Insecta, Orthoptera, Acrididae. Bases 1 to 879 code for a protein of 292 amino acids.